Molecule: messenger RNA, 962 nt
Organism: Magnolia sinica
Lineage: Eukaryota; Viridiplantae; Streptophyta; Magnoliopsida; Magnoliales; Magnoliaceae
Exons: 2
Coding region: 440-862 (140 amino acids)
Source: RefSeq, a predicted model, not a curated record
AGAAGAAGAAGAGUAACAGCAACUUGAGUAAGAAGACGAGUAGAAGAAGAUUGUUUGUUAUGAAUGGAAUGUAAGCAGAGGAGACUCGAAUUGUAAUUGCACGGAAGCAACUGGAAAUAGUAUGUCAGAUCUACAAUAUCCUACACUGAAGAAUUGGGUCAUCCAAAUUGAUUCCAGGCUCCAAAACGUGAGUCGUCCAAUGGAAGAUGCAGUUUGGACCAGCCGCUCAAUUUACAGAUUACCGAAGCUCUAUGUCAAUCCCCGCCGCAGAGAGCUGUAAAAUCCUCAGGUGGUGUCUUUUGGGCCGUACCAUCACGGCGAACCCCACCUGAAACCGGUGGAAGCGCAUAAGGAAAGAGUUUUCUGUCGCUUUCUUCAAAGAGUAGGAAAAAGCACCAGUGAUUGUGUGGCUGCCGUGGGAGUGGUGGUUCAACAACUGAUGGACUCUUAUGAUCAGCUUGACGAAGGAUGGAAAGAGAGCGGGAGAUUCUUGCAACUGAUGAUCCUGGAUGGGUGUUUCGUGAUCGAGAUCUUCAGAAAUAUUAACCCCAAAUUCAGUGAUGAAUAUGCAUAUAAUGACCCGAUCUUCAGCAAACAUGCAAUGUUUUGCAAGCUGCCUCGAAUAAAGAGGGACAUGUUGAUGAUUGAAAACCAGCUUCCUCUUCUGCUGCUGAAGACGUUAGUAGCUUUUGAAACAGGAUCUCCCCAGAAAUAUGGUGCAACCAAACACACCCUUCAUGUGUUCUGGAGAUCAGGAGAACACGUACCAGGACACCAACUGCUCGGUUGCAUGACUAGAUUAGAUGAUCCUGACCAUCCAUUUCAGGCGGGGCCUAUAAAUAACAAGGGUCCAGUACUUUGAGAUUUUUACUAUGUCAUAUCCACAUUUAUGUGUGUAGCAACUUGAAUCAACAUAGAAGGUUUUCUUCUCAUAUGUGGAUGUUUUGGGCGCCGGAGGGAAA